AUGGCUGAGGAAAAACACCUUGGUGAGCUUGGUACUGUAGCUGCUGGUGCUAAUGCCUUGACAAAUGAGAAGCUUGAGACUAAGAAAGACUCUGAAAAUGCUCACAAGCCCGAGAUAGAAGACAAGAUUGGGGUGGCAGCUGUCGUGGGAUCUGGUGGUGGUGUUACGUCCCAUGAACACCAUGAGAAAAAAGAAGCUAAUGAAGAAGACGAGGAAGCUCGGAGAAAGAUGCUCCGCAAUAUAUUUCGAUGA
Molecule: messenger RNA, 252 nt
Organism: Lathyrus sativus (Indian pea)
Lineage: Eukaryota; Viridiplantae; Streptophyta; Magnoliopsida; Fabales; Fabaceae
Source: the annotation of a GenBank genome assembly